AUGACCGCCCCUCCCCUCUCCUUCGUGGCCCCUCGCCCCUCCACCACAGUGGCCCCUCCCCCGGCCCCGCCCCCCUGCAGCCUGGACGAGUCGUACAAAUACGUGUUUUUGCCCGUGUGCUACUCGCUGACGCUGCUGUUCUCCGUGUCGCUGAACUCGGUGGUGCUGGUGCGCGCGUGUCGCUCUCGCCGCCGCUGGACCACAUCGCUGAUUUACAUGGUGAACCUGGCAACCACAGACCUGAUGUAUGGCCUGUCGCUGCCCUUCCUUGUGCACAGCUACGCGCUGCGUGACCGCUGGGUGUUUGGUGACUUCACCUGCCGCCUGGUGCGCUUCCUCUUCUACUUCAACCUCUACUGCUCCAUCUUCUUCCUCACCUGCAUCUCCGUGCACAGGUACCUGGGCAUCUGCCACCCCAUGCGCACCGUGUCUCUGCAGAGUAAGCGUGCGGUCCGCCUCGUGUGCGCCCUCGUGUGGCUGCUGGUGUUCGCUCUCACGUGUCCCAUCUUCCGUUUCGCUCAGACCGGCCUAGUGUCUCGGUCCAAACCCUUGGACCAGAAUCAGGGCCAGAACCGGGACCCGGACUCAGACCUGUCCUGGGACCAGACCACAAACUCCUCUGCGUACGUGAACUGCUGGGACGACGCCAUCGAUCGCGAGCUUGACCACUACAUCCCGUACGGCGUCGCUCUGCAUCUGAUUGGAUUCUUCAUCCCCUUUGUGGUCAUCGCCUGGUGCUACUCACAGGUGGUGCGCACCAUCGUCCACACCCUGCGCUCCUCUUCUUCUUCAGCAGCUGACGAUGUGCAGGCGGCUGAUGCCGCAGAGCGCGCGUCGCGUGCGUCUCUGUCCGUGGCCGACUCGCAGUACUCGCACUACGCUCGACGCCGCAGGAAGUCUGUGCGCACCAUCGUCACCAUCACGCUGCUGUUCGCGCUCUGCUUCCUGCCGUUCCACGUGACGCGCACGCUGUUCCUGCUGCUGCGGCGUGCACACUCAGCAGACUGCGGCCUGGUGCAGAUCGUGUCCGUGUGCUACAAGCUGACGCGCCCACUCGCCUCCUGCAACGCCUGGCUCAACGCGCUGCUCUACUUCCUGACUGGAGACACGGGCGGCCCCUGCUGCGUGGGAGGCAGGUCUGCGCCGGCUGAUGGCGCCCUCUGGUGGCCACUGAACAAACUGAAGAAGGACGCGGUGGAGGAGGAGAACGAGGACAAGAUGGAGGCGCAGGUGCACGAGGAGUCCAAGACCUCCAGGGUCAUUUUCUGA
This is a messenger RNA of Knipowitschia caucasica, 1269 nucleotides long. NCBI's taxonomy places the organism in Eukaryota, Metazoa, Chordata, Actinopteri, Gobiiformes, Gobiidae. The record is from the annotation of a GenBank genome assembly.